This is a messenger RNA of Cicer arietinum (chickpea), 2505 nucleotides long. Its product is annotated as scarecrow-like protein 21. The record is from RefSeq and is a predicted model, not a curated record. Lineage: Eukaryota; Viridiplantae; Streptophyta; Magnoliopsida; Fabales; Fabaceae.
UAAAGUUUCAAUAAAAAAAAAUAUCACACAACAACCUUUUAUUUGGUCCAUCCUCCAACGUUGAAAAGAAGCAUAAAAACAAAACUUCUAAGUAGCUUCAUAUGAAUGCAAAUUAUUCAUUAGUUUUUGCUGCAAGGGAACUUGGUCGUUGCUACAGUUCAAAUCAUAGUUAACUUUUUAUUUAAGCAAAUUCGAAAGCACAAACAAUAACAUGUGUUGGAAAGACCGAUGGCAAAUUCUAUUUCUAUUGCGGACCAUUUUAUAGGUGGUCUGCAUUUGAUCAAUAUUUAAAAGUUAUCUGAAAUUCUAACAACAAUCGACGAUACUCUUUAGAAGCAUAUGUCAACAAAUUUCCUUGUCUUUAUAGCUAGAACAAUAACCCUAAUUGAGGGACACGUGUUUUUUCCUUUAUUUUAUCGAAUUGACCUCGAUCGAGUCAUUGUUUCAGCCAUAAAAACCAUGAAUGUUGUUAAAUUAUAUUUCCAAAGAGUGUCAUCUAUCGUUGUUAGAAUUUCAAAUGACGGUUAAACAUUGGUCCACAGUGAACCACUUACCAAGGUGAUAUACGGUAUCAUCCGCCUAAACUGAUUACUAAUAAAACAAUUCAAAUUUAAUGAUGAAGUUGCUGAUAUAUUCAAAGGAUGUUGGAUUAAGCUGAUCACAAAGUUUAAAAAAUAGAAGCAUAUACUUUUCAAUGCAGACAUCUCAUAUACAUAAAAUGUCAUAUGAUUCUGACAGAUUCAGCAUUGAUCCUAUACAAAAUCUAGAGUCAUAUUCCUUCAUGCCGAAUGAAAUUCUGGAAAACUACUCAUCCUCUGAUAACAGUAGCCAUUCAAUUUUAACCUACCCUUCAUUUCAUGUUUUAGAACAACAUUCCACCCUUGAAUCUUCUAUGGACAAAAAUUCUCCAUCUAGUUUUAGUUUCUCACCGAACAACAGUCCGGUCUCGAAUCUACACUCAAAUUCUUAUGCGUUCAGGUCACAGAGUUCUCUUGAAAUCAUCAAUGAUUCGUUAGAGAACGAAUCUUGUUUGAUGCAUAACCAGGAUGACUUGUGGCACAAGAUAAGAGAGCUUGAAAAUGCUAUGCUAGGACAUGAUGAUGCAGAUAUGCUAGAUAUAUAUGAUGAUACUGUGAUAAUUCAAGAAGAAUGUGAUCCAAUUUUGUUAGAGGCUGAGAAAUGGAACAAAAUGAUGGAGAUGGUAUCAAGAGGGGAUUUGAAAGAGAUGCUUUUUACUUGUGCAAAAGCGAUUGAAGCGAACGAUAUGGAAAUAACUGAAUGGUUGAUGUCAGAAUUGUCUAAAAUGGUUUCAGUUUCAGGAAAUCCAAUUCAAAGGUUAGGAGCAUACAUGCUUGAAGCUCUUGUUGCAAAACUAGCUUCUUCAGGAAGCACAAUAUACAAAUCAUUGAAAUGUAAAGAGCCUGUUACUACAACUAGUAGUAAAGAACUACUUUCACAUAUGCAUGCACUUUAUGAAAUUUGUCCUUACCUCAAAUUUGGAUACAUGUCAGCAAAUGGAGUAAUAGCUGAAGCCUUAAAAAAUGAAAGUGAAGUUCAUAUAAUUGAUUUUCAGAUUAACCAAGGAAUCCAAUGGAUAAGUCUAAUCCAAGCUCUUGCUGGUAAACCUGGAGGAUCGCCGAAGAUUCGAAUAACUGGUUUUGAUGACUCAACUUCAGCUUAUGCUAGGGGAGGAGGGCUUGAUGUUGUAGGAAAAAGGUUAUCAAAACUUGCACAAUCAUAUAAUGUAGUUUUUGAGUUUCAUGCUAUAAAGGCUGAUCCUACUGAGGUGAAACUUGAAGAUUUUGAACUACGUCACAGCGAAGCUAUUGCUGUGAAUUUCGCGAUGAUGCUACACCAUGUACCUGAUGAAAAUGUACAUGGCUGGAAUCAUCGCGACCGGUUGGUGAGAUUAGUGAAGCGAUUGUCUCCUAAGGUAGUGACUCUUGUUGAACAAGAAUCAAAUACCAACAACCUUUCGUUCUUUCCACGUUUCGUCGAGACAAUGAACUACUACUUGGCAGUUUUUGAAUCAAUUGAUGUUGCUUUGCCAAGGGAGCACAGAGAAAGGAUUAAUGUGGAACAGCAUUGUUUGGCGCGAGAAGUCGUCAAUUUAGUAGCAUGCGAAGGAUCGGAACGAGUCGAACGCCACGAGCUUCUGAAGAAGUGGAGAUCAUGUUUCACAAUGGCUGGAUUCACAUCAUAUCCAUUAAGCUCCUUUAUUAAUUGUUCAAUAAGAAAUCUUCUAGAAAGCUACCAAGGACUUUACACUCUAGAAGAGAAAGAUGGUGCUCUUUAUCUUGGUUGGAUGAAUCAGGCUCUUAUUACCUCUAGUGCUUGGAGGUGAAUCAUACUCCAAUCAGAACUUGCUUAUUUUGUUAUCAGGAUCUAUGUAUUAUCCUUAACUUCUUUUAGUUUAUGUAUCCUUAACUUGGUAGAAUAACUUCAUAAAUUAUAAAAGUAUUGUAUAUUUCUUGUCAACAAUUCCAGCACCAACAAACAGGACUA